Apis laboriosa (Himalayan honeybee) is the source of this 539-nucleotide messenger RNA. RefSeq names its product 28S ribosomal protein S33, mitochondrial (gene mRpS33). Bases 186 to 512 code for a protein of 108 amino acids. Gene Ontology annotation, cellular component: mitochondrion. The record is from RefSeq and is a predicted model, not a curated record. NCBI's taxonomy places the organism in Eukaryota, Metazoa, Arthropoda, Insecta, Hymenoptera, Apidae. The transcript is spliced from 2 exons.
UAAUCUUCAUAAAACAUUUGUUUAUUUUAAAGCAGUAAUUGAUUGUAAUUUCACCAGAAUACAUCUUACUUAUAAUAAGAAUUUGAAAAUUAUACAACAAAUAAACAUUUACAAUUUAUUUUAUCUUCAUAUGUAGGUUCAAACAAAUACGAUUUGAAAAGAAGUUAAAUAUUUGUUUAUACAAUAUGAAUAAAUACUUGACACUUGCAAAAGCAGGUACAAGUUACGCCAAACAUAUGAAUCGUUUGAGUAAUCGAAUAUUCGGAGAAGUAACAAGAACAGUUAAUUCAAAAUCUAUGAAAGUAGUUAAAUUAUUUAGUGAAAAACCAUUACAAAAACGACCAGAAAUUGUUGAUUAUUAUCCACGGCAUCGUGAAACUAAUGAAUUAAUGAAUCAUCUUAGAAAUUAUGGAUUAUUCAGAGACGAACAUCAAGAUUUUAAUGAAGAAUUUCAACGUUUAAGAGAAUUUCGUGGAAAAAAGAAAUGGAUUCCACCACCUUUUAGAAAAUAAUCAUUUAUAAAAUUUGCAUAUAUUCAA